Molecule: messenger RNA, 3930 nt
Organism: Chironomus riparius
Lineage: Eukaryota; Metazoa; Arthropoda; Insecta; Diptera; Chironomidae
Source: the annotation of a GenBank genome assembly
AUGGAAUCACUAACAAAACGUAAACAACUUCAAAGAUGCCCACGAGAGAAUGCAAACAUUCUUUCAUAUUUGACAUUUACAUGGGCAUUUCCAAUGUUUUUAAGAGGCAGAAAACAAGCAAUAAAUGAUGAAAAUUUAUUUAAGCCGCUUGAUGAGCAAGUUGCAAGUAAAUUGUCAAGUGAUAUUGAACUGUCGUGGAAAAAAGAAAAGCGAAAAUGCCAGAAGAAGAACAAUGUCCCAUGGAUCGUCAAUGCAUUAGCUGAUGUUUUUGGUUGGGAAGUUGUGGCGCAAGGAUUAUUAUUAUUGUUUAUCGAAUGUGGAAUCAAAAUUUUACCUCCAAUAUUCUUAAGUCAAAUUAUCAAGUACCACGAAAAUUCUGAUCAAAACAGCAAAUCUCUUAUGUAUUGGAGUACUUUUGCAAUCACAAUUUGCAUAUUUCUUAAUGUCAUAAUUAUGCAUGCCUUCAGUUUGAGCAACUUAAAUUUAGGACUUAAAAUGAGAACUGCUGUAAGCGCAUUGAUCUUCAAUAAGUGCUUGAAAUUAUCUAAAACUGCCUUGGGAAGCAUAAGUUUAGGAAAAAUCGUAAACAUGCUGUCCAGUGAUGUUGGUAGAUUUGAUUCUACUGCAUUUGCUAUUCAUUACAUUUGGGUUGGACCUAUUCAGAUAGUUCUUGUUACUGCUUUGAUUUAUAACGAAAUAGGUGUAUCAGCAUUUGGUGGUGUCAUUCUUCUCCUUUUGAUGAUCCCAUUACAGUUAUUUUUGGGAAAAACAACUGCCAAAUUGAGGAUGAAGACAGCAACGAGGACCGACAGAAGAAUUAAAUUAAUGAAUGAGAUAAUUCAAGGAAUUCAUGUAAUAAAGAUGUAUGCAUGGGAAAAGCCGAUGAGAGCAGUUGUUGCUGCAACUCGACUAAAGGAAAUUCAUAUGAUUCGAUUUGUUUCAUGGAUUAAAGGCAUCACAUUAUCUCUUAUGGUGUUCUCAUCACGAAUUUCCAUAUUCACAAGUUUAAUCAUGUAUGUCUUACUUCAAAAUGUACUUACAGCACAAAAAGCUUUCGUUGUUACUGCUUAUUACAACGUACUUAGACAGACUAUGGUCAUCAUGUAUCCACUUGCAAUUAAUAAUAUUGCUGAAUGUCAUGUUGCUGUAAAAAGGAUAGAAAGCUUACUUUUCAUUAAUGAUGAAGAGGAUAGCAACUUGAAUAGAAUCGAUACAGGAACUAAGACAACUGUCUUAAUAGAAAAUGUUUCUGCAAAAUGGAACCGAGAAUCUGAUGACUUUACAUUAUCAGGAAUUAAUCUUAAUUUUAAAGCACCAUCAGUUAAUACAUUUAUUGGGAAAGUUGGAUCUGGGAAAUCAAGUGUACUUCAGACAAUUUUGGGUGAAUUGCCAAUUACAAAAGGCAAAAUCGAAGUAAAUGGGAAAGUUUCUUAUGCAGCUCAAGAGACAUGGCUUUUCUUGGGUUCUGUAAGACAAAACAUUCUUUUUGGACUUCCAAUGGACAAGAUUAGGUACCGAGAAAUUGUUAAAGUCUGUUCAUUGACACGAGAUUUUGAAAUUUGGCCUGAAGGUGAUAAAACAAUUGUCGGUGAACGAGGCAUGAGCUUAUCAGGUGGACAAAAAGCACGAAUUAAUUUAGCACGUGCCAUUUAUAGACAAGCUGAUAUUUAUCUGCUCGAUGAUCCACUUAGUGCUUUAGAUUCGCAUGUUGGUCGGCAUUUGUUCGAUAACUGUAUAAAGAACUUCCUAAAAGAUAAGCUUGUCAUUCUAGUUACACAUCAAUUGCAGUACCUUGAAAGAGUUGAUCAAAUUAUUCUGCUAGAAGAUGGAAAGACUCAAGCUAUUGGAACUUAUGAGAAUCUUAAAAAUUCCGGUCUUGAUUUUACGAAUCUUUUACCUGAACAAGAAAAUACUAAAAAUGAUGAUUCCGAGUGUGGAGAUAUUCCUGAGAAUAAAAGACUCUUUCAAAAACAAGAAAGUACAUUCAGUAAAAAGUCAGAUCAAGGAGACGAAAAAGAGGAUAAAAAGAAUAUGGACAUGAAAGAAAAACGUGCAGAAGGUUCAAUUGAAUGGAAGGUUUAUGGAAAAUAUUUUCAAGCAACAGGUGGUUAUGUUAUCAUCACGUUCAUCAUGUCCUUUUUUGCUUUAGCACAAGUGAUAGCAUCCAUAAGUGAUUAUUUCCUUUCUUAUUGGGUUUCGAAAGAAUCUUCAAGGAAUAUUCAAAUUGAUACUGCUAUAAAUAAGACUACUUUAGCACAGACUUUAGUCAGUUCCAUUAUUGGAACUGGGGAUUAUGAUCGUAACAUUGAUAUCUACAUUUAUAGUGGAUUAAUAAUAACAACAGUGUUGCUGACAUUGGGAAGAAGCUUCUUAUUUUUUAAUGUAGCAAUGCGUGCCUCUCGUCAACUACAUGAUGCAAUGUACUCAGGAAUUACAAGAGCAACAAUGUUUUUCUUUCACAAUAAUCCAUCAGGUCGAAUUCUUAAUAGAUUUAGCAAGGAUAUGGGACAAAUUGACGAAACACUUCCGAUGACAAUGAUUGACUUCUUCCAACUUAUUUUCUCUUUGCUUGGUACUAUUGGUGUUCUUAUUGCUGUCAAUCAGUAUUAUCUAAUUCCAACAUUUAUACUCUUCACGAUCUUUUACAUGAUCCGUAAGGUUUAUAUCAAAUUAUCACUAGACAUCAAGAGAUUAAAUUCAACAACAUCUUCGUCAGUUUUUUCAUACUUGAGUGAGACAUUGAAUGGUCUGUCAACAAUUCGUGCCUUUAAAACUGAAAAUAAUAUGAAGGAAGAAUUUUAUCAGCACAUGGACAUAAAUACCUCAUCACAUUACAUAUGGCUCGCAAUGACUCGAGCUUUUGCGUUUGUACUAGAUAUCUGUUGCUUCGUCUAUAUCGCUAUAGUCAUCAUUAGCUUUCUAUUCACUGAAAACAGUGACAGCGGUCAUGUUGGAUUGGCAAUAACCCAAGCUUUAGGAUUGACUGGAAUUGUACAACUCGGCAUGCGACAAUCUGCUUUAUUAGAAAAUAUGAUGACAGCUGUCGAGCGUGUCGUCGAGUAUCAAAGUGUAGAUCCAGAACCACCACAUGAAUCUCCAGAAAAUAAGAAGCCACCAAAAGAUUGGCCAAAAAGUGGAGUAAUAAAGUUUGAUAAGCUGUCAUUAAGCUAUUAUCCAUCAAUGGAAGAUAAGGUGCUUAAAGAUCUAGAAUUUGAAAUUCGUGCAAAUGAGAAAAUUGGAAUUGUUGGAAGAACUGGUGCUGGAAAGAGUUCAAUAAUUAAUGCCUUAUUCCGUCUUUCAUAUUUAGACGGUUCAAUUUACAUUGAUUUAAGAGAAACACAAGAAAUGGGCUUGCAUGACUUGAGAUCAAAAAUAUCGAUAAUUCCGCAAGAACCAGUACUGUUUUCAGGCACAAUGAGAUACAAUUUAGAUCCAUUUGAUGAAUAUAAUGAUGAUAAAUUGUGGAUGGCACUUGAAGAAGUGAAAUUGAAGGAAUUAAUUAAGGAGAUGCCAUCAGGAUUAAAUACAAAAAUUACUGAAGGUGGAACCAACUUUUCAGUCGGUCAACGUCAACUUGUGUGCCUUGCACGAGCAAUUCUACGUGAAAAUAAAAUUCUUGUUAUGGACGAAGCAACUGCAAAUGUCGAUCCACAAACUGAUGGCUUAAUUCAAAAGACUAUUCGUCUGAAAUUUGCAGAAUGCACGGUACUUACAAUUGCUCAUCGACUUAAUACAGUCAUUGACUCUGAUAGGAUAUUAGUGAUGGAUGCAGGAAGAUGUGUUGAAUUUGGUACGCCACGUGAGCUUUUAUCAAAAAUAAAUGAACCAAGAAUAUUUUAUAAUUUGCUGAAAGAAACAGGAAGAACGAAUUUUGAACAUUUGUGUCAAACGACACACGAGUCCUUUUAUCAAAAAUCGAAGAACAUUUAA